CCUCCGCCGCCGGCCGCACCGCUCUCACGGCCGCCGCGGUUGCCGACCGAUCGACACCCUCUCGUGUCAAUCGUAUGCUUGGCCGCGUACGAGCUCGUUGCUUCGCUGAAUAUCGAGAUCGCGCUGCGAAAAAUCAACAUCUAUUUAUAGCCAAUUCCCUCGCAUCGACGUACUGUAGUCUCACGUAAUCUCACCGGACGAAUCUUUUGUAUAUAUUUCUAAUGUUUGCAUAGUAUCAGCGUUGCCGCCGACGCACUGGUUCGCGAUUACCACACCGGACGCGUCUUAGUCUACGGCAGAGUUAUUAUUGAUAGCUGAACUGUUUGUCUCGAAGAGAAAGUGAAUUCCGGUGUUUAAACGUUGUCAAGUUUCCUUAUCGAGACGAUUUCAUAACUGAUUAAUCGUGACAUAUUCGAUUGCACCUGUGAAGUGGCACCAGUUUGAUAGUGCUGAGCCCUUUUGUAUCUUAUGUGUAUAUCGGGAUGUGAUUAUCUGGUGUGUUAAUUUUGUGCGCAGAUGUGUGUUUGUAGCGCCGCCCGCAUUGUCAAGGUUCGGGGAUCGGAUCUCACAUCAGUGUUAUGAGAGUCAGUGUAAAGGCAGGAGAUGUGCACUGCGAACACGACGCUUUACGAGACGUACACUGUAAAUAAAUAAUGACCUAAUUGUAGGUGGCUAACGUCCCUGCUAUUUCGGUGUAUGAUUGAUACGCAUAAGGGCAAGUUUAACUCGGAAGGUUACAACAGUGAAAUAGAUAAAGUGUCAGUGAAAUAAAAAGUGUCGUUUAUCAGAAGUGAAACUUUUCCCAAGUGCAAUGCCCACUUUCAAAGAUUUCUACAGGGCGCUCCCUUUCUCUGCUGCCAACUAGACUGCCUUAACGUCACAUUCGUGAGUUUUAUUUAAAUCUGAUGCGUUAAACGAGUAAACGUACAAGAUAUAUGAAGAAGGUGCUAAUUCAUUACCAAUGAUUUGAUGUGAUAAUGAGUCGGAUUCAGUACGUAAAGAUGCCUCACUAUGACGAAAGUUUUUUUAACGACGACAAUCAAAAUCAAAGGAGAAAUAAGCGGAGUUACCGCGUCUACAAGAACGGUAUAAGUCCGUUAAACAUACUAGAAACUGGCGAUGUUUUGCAAGCGCUUGAAGAGCGGGGAACGUCGGUUAUUAAACGAAAUAUUCGAAAUAUUAAACAUCGAGGCAACAGAUACAAACCAGACUCGAGCCCAUCCCACGUGCAAUAUGCUAAGUACAAAACACAGGACGUACUGGGCAUUCGCACACCGAGAAUCAGCGUAUUCGAUCCGAACAAAUUUUACGAUAUAAGAAACAAUAACAUCCCUCCAUUAAGUUCCUGCAAGAGCUUCGAUAAUUUAACUUUAAAGAAGUCGCGGAACGGCGAUGUGAAUAAGGAGAGAAUAAGAAACGGGACGAGUCUUCAGAAUCUGGUGUGCGACGAGAAUUUGAAGUAUUUCUCGUCUCCUUCUGAAGAGUGUGUGGUGAGUUCUCACAAGGAUGAUGUGGGAAAUUCAUAUUCCGUGGUGGAGGCCCGACGCAGACCUAUGCGCCGUGUGUCGCGCAUCUCGGCCGCGCCCGGCGUCGGCGUCUACCGGCACAUCGGCGACCGCUGUGCUGAAAAGAAGAAUGUAAAGGGCGGCUCGUUGCGCGGCGCCAACAAGUUGGCUCGCCGCGCGCGAUCCUUCAAGGACGACCUGCUGGAGCGCAUCUCCAACAUGCGCUCGCCGGCACAGCCGCAUCAUCCGCCUCACCUCUCCUCCGCUAUCAGAUCACAUUCCCCACUUAGUCCGAAACUUCGGAACAUGGGGCCUAAGACUGUUGCUACCGUUGAAGAAGGUGAGGUCACACCCGCCAAAGAGUUGGAACGACUAGUCAAAGAAGUGACAUUCGGCCUAAAGCACUUCUCCGAUGUGAUAACAAAGAGAAAACUGGAAAUGUUGCCGGACAACGGGACGAUAGUAUUCGAAUCGAUAGCGAAUAUACAUAAAGCAAUAAAGCCGUACUGCAGUCGGUCGCCGCAGCUGACCGGCGCGGUGAGGAAGCUCUGCACCGCGCUGGCGAUGCUCAUCAGGUUAUGUGAUGAGGUGACUGUGGCGAGUCUUCGUGCGGAUGCCACUGAUGAAGAACUGGAUAUGUCUGCUGCGGCGUUAUCUCCGGACCAUGUCAGCUCAGUGGUGAAGGGGGUCACUUCAGCAGUGGAGGAGGUGGCAGCGCUGGCGCAGCAGCAUAUGACGAGACCGGCCUUGUCACCUAGACCACCUCUCGUCUCGCCGCGCUCUACGCAGAGGAAUUCUUUGCCUGAUAUACCUUUAACGCCUAAGGAAAGAUCUCUAUUAACUGGUGAGAGUGGUAGCGAGUGUAGCGGCGUGCGCGCCUCGCACUCCUCCGAGUCCGUGCUGGACGCGCCCGACUCGCCGCCGCCCAAGCCCGCCAGGCCUAUCAGGAAAAUCGAGUUAGCCCCGCCCCUGCCCCCGAAGCGCAAGUCCGCCAACGACAACUCCCUCCUAGCACUAUCCAUUGACAGACUGUCCCUGCAGUCUCACAGCAGCGGCUCUCUGGACUCCAUGCUGAACGUGUCCAACGACGACGAGCGCACGCACGACUCCAUCAAUAACGACCAAGUGUUCGUCACGCCGCCAAACUCUGACUUAGUCGGCAUGUGCAGUUGUAACAGCGCCAACGAGAUCCGCACGUCGAUGGAGUCGCACGAGAUGCACGUUAACAACGUGCACACGCACUCCAACCACAACCGUUUUUCGAAUGAAUCCGGUUUCGUGUCGGUGGGUCACUCUGAGAUGUCGACGGAGCAUCUGUUCACGUCCACCUUCUCGUCACAUCUCUACUCCAGUCACACGGACAGUAGUUGUGAAAGUACAGAGUAUGUGAGCGAGGUGAAAUGCACGCUGCAAAGCUUUGAGGGCCGCAUGAAUGUGCUCAAUAUGAACACCGUAACCUCUCACCAUUCAUCCAAGCUGGCCAGCAUCACGUCCCAGAGCCCGGUGUGCUCGCUGCACGGCGAGGCGCGGCCGCACACGCUGGCCGACCACCACCCGCCGCGCCCGCCGCCGCUGCCGCUCAAGAAGAAACACAUGUUCCAAAGCGUCGCCUACAGCGUUAUGGCUUACAUGGAGAUGUUCGGGAACUGCAGCCAUCCGCCUAACAGCGUCGCCGCGCCAUCGGAUAUGUUCCGUCACUCCAUACACACUUACAACUUGGCCAGUGCACAGCACAGCGCGGCCGGUACAAUCAGCGUUCAGCGUCACAAGCAGGUGCAAUGCUCUAUCGCACAGUCCUUCACCUUGCAACACUUUGGUACACCUCCUGCACUUAGUGGUUCCGAUGAGAGCAUGGUGCGUAAGUCGGCGGGUACCAGCCCCGCCGCUCUGCCGCCUGCAUUGCCGCCUAAGAUGAGUAAAAAACAGAUGCCAGUGACGUCCAGCAACGAGCUGCUGCCGCCGGCCUCGCCGCGCCCCUCCUCACACAACAGUUCUACAGACGAAUCUCUCAUCAAUAAUGUGAGUUGUGAGGAAUUGUACAUGAGUUCGAAUACACCUGGCAAAUUUCCGCUGGAGGACGAGCUGGAGACGAUCGUGCAGGCGCCCGUGCCCACGCCCUCGCCAGCGGGCGCGGCGGAGGGCGUGUCGGAGGGCGCGGACGACAUCAUCCUGCAGAGCGAGGUGGGGCAGUGGCUGCUGCUGCGCGACCGCGACAAGGAGGGGCCCGAGGUGCGCGGCGGACACCCCGACGCGCUCAUCGUGCUCGCCACCAAGGCCACCAAAGAGACGGACGAGCACUUCGCAUACCAGGAGGCGUUCCUGGCGACGUACCGCACGUGGGUGUCGCCGCGCGCGCUGAUCGCGCGGCUGGUGCGGCGCGCCCGCCACCUGCGCGCACGCACGCACGACCCCAGAAUCGUAGCUGAUCUCACUAUGGCCGAUCUGGAUCGUCCAUUAAUGCAAGAGAUAAUGGAGUUCAUCUACUGGCUGGUGGACGCGGAGGAGCUGCCGAUCGCGAAGGCGCUGCGGCAGAUACUCGUCGAUAAACAGAAACAAUUACAUUUCCAACAGUCGAACAACCGGUACGAGUACGAGACGCCGUGCUACGGCGCGGUGUCGCUGCGGCGCGACACGCUGCUGGAUUUCAAGGCGGGCGAGGUGGCGGAGCAGAUGACGCUGCUGGACGCGGCGCUGUUCGUGCGCAUCUCCGCCGCAGAGGUGCUCUCCUGGCCGCGCGACCAGUCCGAGGAGAGCUCGCCCAACCUCACGCGCUUCACCGAGCACUUCAACAAGAUGAGCUACUGGGCGCGCUCCAGGAUACUCGAACAGGAGGAGGGUCGAGAGCGCGAGAAGUACGCGAGCAAGUUCCUGAAGGUGAUGAAGGCGCUACGCAAGAUGAACAAUUUCAACUCGUACCUGGCGCUGGUGUCGGCGCUGGACUCGCCGCCCGUGCGCCGGCUGGGCUGGCCGCGCGCCAUCGCCGACGCGCUGCACGACCACUGCGCGCUCAUCGACUCCUCGCGCUCCUUCAGCGCCUACCGCACCGCGCUCGCGGAGACGCAGCCGCCCUGCAUACCUUACAUUGGUCUAGUCCUGCAAGAUCUGACAUUCGUGCACAUCGGCAACCCCGACCUGUUGCCUAACGGCAGCAUCAACUUCACCAAGCGGUGGCAGCAGUAUCAAGUCAUGGAGAGCAUGAAGAGGUUUCACAAAGAACAGUACAAGUUCAAGAAGAACGAGCGCAUCCAGGCGAUGUUCAACGGGUUUGACGACGUGCUGAGCGAGGAGGCGAUGUGGCAGGUCUCGGAGAGCAUCAAGCCCCGCGGCGGCCGCGCAAGGAACGCCUCCCAGCCCUCGCCGCCCGCCACCGCUAACGCCAACGCCAGUGCUAACGCUAACGCCAGUGCUAACACCAACGCCAACGCUAACGCCAACGCCACCGCACAGACCGCUGCAUAGGCUUUAUACUAUAAAUGGUAUACACUAAUCCAAAGAAUAUAAUAUUGAAAGACAUCAGUGAAGAUGUGAGAACAAUGUACACGCAAGGAAUUGUAACUUUCAUAAUGUGAUUAUCUGUCCUAAAAUGGCCUAAUUAUAUAUAUAGUGUUUGUGAAUAAAUGACGCUAAUUGUCAACUGUGAUCGCUCCGAAGGGCGAAUGUGAUGUGGCAGGAUACAAAUCGAACGGCAGACAUAAUAUAUACAAGCCACCGAUAAAUUUUGAACUUCGUCACUUUGUAAUUGAACUAGGAGUGUGGUAAUAUUGUGAAACUAGCCAAUUAAUCACAGUUUCAUAAAAAAACCGUUUCCGAUUCGAAUACAAGGCUACAGUUGUUUCUUGAGAAAUGACACUAAUAAUAAGUUUCUAGUGAGAUCAUAAAAUGAUGAAUUUCACAAUCGAUCGGUGUUCCAGUCUUUACUCACAUCCACUUGCAAAUAACUGUAAAGUCUUUACAUAUCAGCGCGUGACUUAAAUAGUACAAUAAAACAUUCGCCGCUAGCUCUGUUGUAGAUAUCAUAUUAGCCUUUACUCCGUCGCGAUCACAAUGUCUCUACAAUUUGAAAGGUUUUCAUGUUUAUUUUCAUAUAUUUCUAAAGUGUUUUUUUUUUAAAGUUAAAAAGAGUGUAUUAUGUUCCUAAACAUAAAUAUGGGAAUUUUUAAUAGGUUUUUGAAUUUCUAAAAUAUUUUUUUGACAAUUGUAUUAGUCUUUUUUGUCAUUUAGUAAAAAAAGCGGAGGCACUUGUGAGUCGCAAAUAUUACAUGUAUCGCGUUUUAUAUUAACUUGAAGUUAUUUAACUUCACAAUACAUCGAAUUAGUGAAAGCACUUUCAAAGUUAGGUUUAGCUUAAGGGCAUCGGUGUCUACUCGAGUAAUAAGUAUUUACAUUUCAAAUAAAAAUGUGUGUACAAAAUCAUAACAAAAGUAUAGAUUUUGUCAAAAAAUCUAAGAUAAAGUUUCUUUGCACGACGUAACUUUGACCUGUUUAAAUAUGACGUGGUUUUAUACACAUUUUUAUUUAAAACGCAUUAUAUUUUCACUAAACGUAUUAUUUAACAUUAAAAAAAGACAUGAAAUAUCAACAAAAUGGGAUUAUUUUCUUAAGUGAAUAAGGGCCUAAAUAAUUAUGAUAUUAAUUAAAAAGGUCCUAAAAAAUGUUUGUUGAAGAAGUACAAUAUAUCUGAGGCACGGCACUUUGUAGAGACAAUUAUGUUUUUAAAACGCGACGCUAUCUUCUUUAAAUUCUUAUCGAUAUAGGUCGAAAGGUACUGACUAAAUUAUUUCUUUUUUUUGUGUGUAAAAUUUUAACAAACAAUUAUGUGUUUCUUUUCAAGUAUGAGCACAAUAAUUAGUUAUUUUAUAUGCGCCAGAGUAGCAUAGAACUGUCGUAUUGUCCAAGUACUCUCUUCAUUAUAGUCUCAAUAUAUUGUGUGGCUGUUUAACAACUAUGAUAUAUUACUGUCUCUAUCAUUCACUUUGAAAACAACAGAGAUAAAACAAGUGUAAUGAUUUGAAAUUCAUCUUCGCGUAUUUUUUUAAAUUUGUAACGCAUUUUAUUUUUGAUAAAUCAGAAUUAUAUUUUUCUUAUGAAAUUACUCUACAAGGGUGAUGUAAAAUUUAGAAACUUCGAAAUCUAAGUCGUUCAUAGAUAUAUGAGUCACGAUUCGUGUCAUAAAACUAUAAGCGUUUGUAAUCAAUACUUUCUCUUUGGUAGUGCGAAUAUUCAAAUUUUAGAUUUCAAAUAUUAAUAAAUAAAAUAACUAGUUGACCAUUGUUUUGCCUUAAGACGGUCGUCAGUAAGGAAUAGCAAUAAUGUUUCUAUUAGUAGGUUUUCUGCACAUUUGUGAUACUCGUUAGAGCGUUGCUUACUCGGCUGACGCUCUCUACGCAUAGACAAUUAUAUUAGGCGAAUGUAGCUAGCGGUAAGCUUCGAGAUAACCCCAACAUAUACUCUGUUACAAAUAAAGAAAACUUUGUAAACGUACAUAUAUCGAUUUCCACUACAUUUUUCUUUUUGAAAAUACAAUAAACUUGUUUGUAUCGUGGAAAGUGACCUUUACUGUAGUAAAUGGUCAUUAUUUUAUUUAAUCGAAUUGUGAAAUUAAAAAGAAAUGUCGGUUUAAAUGUAUGAAUCGUAACAAGUGAUCCUUUAGUUUACAAGGUUUAAUUCUUUAUUUGAAACACAGUAUACACAUUUUGCAUUAGGCUGAAACGUGUACAGUCAGCGUCAUUUUAGGUGUAAAUUUAUUUAUUUGUACAUUUAAUUCCAAUAGAAGUGUAAUAUAUUUGAUGUCAUAAAAGUACAAUUUAAAUUCUAGAUUAUUACAGGAUUCAAAUAGUAUAUUUAAUUUGUAAAAUAAAAUAAAACUGCGAUAAUUACUGCCAGUGGUAUGUUACAUCUAUGAGCCGCUGACUGUACUGUAUUGUCUUUUUGAAUAUAUUAUUUGAUACGUCAAAUUUUGUAUGUAUUCAUUAAGACAAUACCAGACGAUAGUAUAGAUAAUUGUUUUAUUUAUAGCUACUGUACUCGCACAUGUCGGAAUGAAGGGCAUGCAUGCUUCUUAUGAUAGUGAAUAUGUUAGGAUAUUUUUAUCAUUCCGACUUAGUGCGAAGGACGACGGCGGUAACGCAGGAUCUUUUAUCAAAUCAAUUUUUAUUAAUAACAAUCAAAAUCUCGACGUUUAAAGUAAUAUACUUCUAGUUUAGAUGUUGCAAUUUAAAAAUUGUACUACUACUUUUGACGUCGAGUGUAAUUGAUAAAGGUUUUAACAAAAAAAGAGUUGAAUUUAAAAUUUUAACAUUGUAUUGUGUUUAAACAAUGAAAUUAAAAUGAUGAGACGCCACAGUUCGUAUGACAUCUUAAUAUUUUUAAUGGCCUAUUAAUAAAAGAUCCUGAAUUAAAGUUAUUAAUAGUUGAAAAUGAUGUAAAUUGAAAUGUUUGUACAAUUGGUCAUUUUCAAUGUACAAGAGAUGUUUCAUUGUGCUCUUAUGUAACCGCAACGAUUUUAUAGUUCUUUGUAUUGAAGGGACGCGAAGUCCUAUGCAAUAAUGACUAGACCAAUAUUUAGAAUGUUUUACAGUGCUUUACAAAUACUAUUAGCUGGUUUUGCAGUUUAUAUAAGGAUUUUCGGUGUUGUUCAGUUGAUAGACGUUACCAUUUCUGUUGGUUUACUGCGCGGUUCGGUGUUAAAUGGAAUAUAUUAAAGACUGCCUAAAUUUAUAACUCAAUAUAAUCGAUGUGUAAAUUAGUGAUGGGUUUGUUUAGGAGAACGCAAUGUGUCCGCGGCCUGCAACAGUUCAACAAGAUUUUGGUAAAGUUCAGUUGAACUGCGUACAUAUUUUUGUUGUAUUAGCAACUUCAGUAUUAUAUAAAUGAGAAUGCCAUAAUGUACGAAAUGGAUUUAUUAUUUUUUUGUUUAUUAUUAUUAUGGAAUGUUUUGCGUUGUACACGGUACUGUUUAUUUUUUUUAGUUGUAAGUAUUUUAAUGAAUCCGUUAGUAUUGUACAUUACGUGUAACCACUGUAUCUGAACCGCAUGCAUGUACAGUUUACAUUUUGUGUGUCAAGUUUUCAUUUUGUAAUUAUUUUGUAAUAUAAAUAUAGCACGUUAUUUACAAUAA
This is a messenger RNA of Papilio polytes (common Mormon), 8622 nucleotides long. It is a transcript of the gene C3G, whose product is annotated as guanine nucleotide-releasing factor 2. Gene Ontology annotation, biological process: Ras protein signal transduction; positive regulation of GTPase activity. Gene Ontology annotation, molecular function: guanyl-nucleotide exchange factor activity. Lineage: Eukaryota; Metazoa; Arthropoda; Insecta; Lepidoptera; Papilionidae. Gene Ontology annotation, cellular component: plasma membrane. The record is from RefSeq and is a predicted model, not a curated record.